This is a messenger RNA of Colletotrichum graminicola M1.001, 558 nucleotides long. RefSeq names its product acetyltransferase. Bases 1 to 558 code for a protein of 185 amino acids. The transcript has a single exon. Lineage: Eukaryota; Fungi; Ascomycota; Sordariomycetes; Glomerellales; Glomerellaceae. Gene Ontology annotation, molecular function: acyltransferase activity, transferring groups other than amino-acyl groups. The record is from RefSeq and is a predicted model, not a curated record.
AUGGCAAGGUCUAUGGAAAACCAGGAAAUCAAGCGGCCGGCGACGGCUAUCAGACCAGCUGCCCUUGCUGAUGCCACAGCGAUCUCUGAACUUGGAGCGCACGUAUUUACGGUUACGUUUGGUCAUUCGGUUGAGCCGCAUGAGCUGCAAGCAUUUCUCGACGAGUCUUAUAGCCUCAAGGCGACCAUGAAAGAUCUCGAGGAUCCCAAAAAGGACACAAUCCUGGCUACGGAUUCAACGGGCGAUAUCUUGGGCUUCGGCAUGCUCACUCGGGGCACAUCCGAACCGUGCCUGAGCCACCUCGAUGGGCUUGUCGAGCUGCAACGCAUAUACAUGCAUCCCAAAGCACACGGCACGGGAGCCGGCAAGCUCCUAGCGAACAAGUUGGAGGAGAUGGCUAGGGAACAGGGAUUCAAAUACAUUUGGCUGGGUGUCUGGCAAGAGAACCACCGGGCGAAAAAAGCAUAUGAGAAGUGGGGGUACAAGGCAUGCGGCACCCAUGGCUUUGCUGUUGGUCCCGUAGUACAGACUGACGACAUCAUGGUGAAAAAGCUCUGA